AGCAUCCCCCCUCCACUGUUUGGCCCCGCCCUCCGAGGCUGUUCCAGAUAAAGGGCUCCUCCUCCCGCCGGUCCCAACCUCCCCUGCGCUCUGCUGCGUCGUCGCCCUCGCUUUUUCCCCAAGCAAAGAUGGAAGUCGUCAAUCAGCUUGUAGCCGUUGGGCAGUUCCGGGUCUUCAAGGAGCCUCUGGGUUUUGUGAAGUUGCUAGAAUGGUUCUUUUCCAUCUUUGCAUUUGCAACAUGUGGCAGCUACACCGGAGAAUUUUGCCUGAGUGUCGAAUGCCCCAACAAGAAUGAGAGUGAUCUCAGUAUAGAGGUGGAGUUUGCAUAUCCCUUCCGGCUCCACCAGGUGUAUUUUGAUGCCCCGGCCUGUAAAGGGACUGAACAGGAGAAGGUUUUCUUGAUCGGAGACUAUUCCUCCUCCGCCGAAUUUUUCGUCACCAUCGCAGUCUUUGCCUUCCUGUACUCUCUAGCUGCCAUUGUCGUCUACAUCUUCAUGCAGGACAAAUACAGGGAGAACAACAAGGGCCCCAUGAUUGAUUUUGUGGUGACAGCUGUUUUCACCUUCAUGUGGUUGGUGAGCUCCUGUGCUUGGGCCAAGGGGCUUUCUGAUGUCAAGGAGGCCACUGACCCGGACAAUGUGAUUAAAAGCGUGAGCGCAUGUGGAGAAACCAAUGUGAAGUGCAGGGAGAUACGGGAGCCGAUUGCCUCUGGCCUCAACACCUCUGUGGUCUUUGGCUUCCUGAACUUGGUGCUUUGGUUGGGGAACCUGUGGUUCGUGUUCAAAGAGACAGGAUGGAGCGCUCCCUUCAUGAAGUACCCCCCUGCCCAGGAGAAACCACCAGCACCCGAGGCUUAUGGCGAUGCCUACAACCAAGCCCCGGGCUAUGGACAGCAGGAUACUUAUGGGCAGCAGGGUGGCUACCAACCUGACUACAGCCAGCAGGGCUAUGGUCAGCAGGGCGAGUUCGGCCAGCAAGGUGGCUACGUCCAAGGCGGGCCCACUUCCUUUGCAAACCAGAUGUAGGCGGGUCUCUACCCGCAGUAGGAGGAGGCGCUGCGAGGAGGAAGCCGCCAUCCUGUCCCUGCCCCCCAUGUCCCCUUGUGCAGGGGAAAGGGGGGGCGGGUGGGUGCUCGCACUGGGAGGGGGCUGGCGGGGUUCCCCUCUCCCAGGAUGAAUGUAGAUGUUCGUGCUGUUUAUAUAUAUAUAUUAUAUAUAUAUGAGAAACUACAACUAGAGAUAGAGAUCGCCCUCCUCUCCCACUGCCCCAUUGCCUCAUACACACACACAAGCACACACAACACACUGCCCUACUCCAUUCCUCAACCCACGACAGCUCCUUGACCAUACACACCACUCCUUUUAUACCCCACCACCACUCUCUGGCCCUUUCCCUCCAGGAUCCCCAAGAAAGCUAUACAAUCUCUUCUCUCCCCCCCCCCCCCCCCCCCCGCCCCUGUACCCCUUAAAUCUCAUACCUGACAGUAUGGAAGGCACUGCAUGACUCUGGCAUCACUCUUCCGACCCUGCUCCCUGCACAUGGCAAACCCACCUCCAUCUCCCCUCUGCAUGCCCCAAUGAAAGCGAGUUGGUCAUGGGGGGAGGGGGUCCGAGGUUUGUUGUCUUGAGCGUCCAAAGGCCAGGCAGUUUUCGGGCUUAAUGGGAUUGGGGAUCCAUUCUCUAUCUGGCACUUUAAGUAAAAUUCUUUGCACACAGUCGUGCGCACACACUUCUGUUCCAAGCUCAUCAACCCCAAGGGUCAAGAUAGAGGGCGGUGUCAAUCUUGGGGUGCUCUCCUUUCCUAUUGGUUCAUAUUGCAGAUGGGGGGCAGUAUGACGGGGGGGCCUAGGAAAGCUCCGUAGCAUUUGGGGUGCCAACUAUUGAUCUGAAGGGGUGUGCAUCUAUUUAUUUCUGCAGAAGGGUUUAUUCUAGUCGGGAGGGAAAAGACAAAAUGGGGGUGGGGUCGCUCCUAGUGAACCGUCUUUCGGGGGCCAGAGCCCCAUUAUUGCCCCUAAUACCAGCAUGUAUGCCAUGAUUUCCAAUCCAGCUGGGGUUCACAGUUCAGAGGUGUUCAGGUGGGGACAGAUGAGGAGACUCCUAUACCCUUUCUCCUGUGCUUUCUUUCAGCCACCCUCCGCUUUUCUUCUGUCACUUAUUCUUUCUCGCCUUUUUGUAAUUCUAAGGCUUCUCGCAUCUUUUUUUUCACCCCAUUGUCCACACCAUUUGAAUAAUAAUAAUAAUAAUAAUAAUAAUAAUAAUAAUAAUAAUAAUAAUAAAAAAACUUUAUUUAUAUCCCGCCACCAUCUCCUCGUGGGGACUCAGACUAGGGAAGGAAGAGCAUUUUGAUCCAGCCUCUUUCUCAUAAGAACUUAUCAGAUGGUUCAGAUCUAUUAUGCUCAGGAUGGACAGAAUGUAAUAACUUUAAAAAAAAUGGGAGAAAUCACAAUUGACAGUUGUACAUCCAGUCAUAUGGCUUUGAGUCUGAAUUUCUCUGGAUUCAGCAAUAUUCACAGUGCUGAUCUGAGAUCGCUACCUCUUUUGUUUUGUCCUCUACUACUGUAUAGCAGUCAGGUACAACAUUGUCUUAUGUUGGGAAUAUCCAAAUUUGCUGACAUUGAUCAACACAGACAUAUGAGAAAUUAGCUUCAGCUUUCAGUAAGACUUGUCCAAAAUUUGCCAAAAAGAAAACAAGCAAGUAUUUUUUUUUUACUUUUUAAAAAAAGGGUUAUAGCACAAACCUUCAUGAAAAUGGCCCACUGCAGUCAGAGGAUGUACACUAUUGACAGUUGGAGUUACAUUAUUGUAAUUCCUUCAUUUUUGAGAUGGGGAAAGGCUUGAAUUCUAUAAAAAUCAGACAGAAGAGAAAUUGAAUUGUCCAUCCAUGACAUAACAGGGUUUUUUAGGUUAUCCAUAGGUUGGUUCAAAUAUUCAGCAUGAUUGCAUGCAUGCUGUCCCCACAUACUCUUGCAUUUGGGAAGUCUUCAGGGGUAAUCUUCAGAGACUAGAGACAUUACUACAACUCCCAGAAUCCCCCAGCUAGCAUAGCCACCAUGCCAUUUUGUAGUUGUCAGCCAAGUAAAAGAAAAGUAAUGUCCAGGCUCUGGCAAGAACUUGAAGGAGGCACACAACCUAUUACUGUUGCACUCACAUAGGGAAUCUUAUCUAUCAUUUCUGUUUUAGUAAUGAACACUUACUUUAUUUAGGCAAUCUCUCGUAGCUCGAGGAUGAUGGCCCUCCAAGUGUAGUGUCUUUGUGGUGGAUGCAUAGGUGGCUGUGGAGACCUAUUCUUGACCCGCAUGUUCUUCCGCAGUGAAGACAUCAGUUUUCAGACAGAAGGCGGUAUCCAUCAGGGUUGGCUUGACGUGCCUUCCUCUUGGCACGUUUCUCCCUUUCGCCCUCCAUUUGUGCCUCUUCGAACUCCGCAGCACUGCUGGUCACAGCUGACCUCCAGUUAGAGUGCUCAAGGGCCAGGCCUUCCCAGUUCUCGGUGUCUAUGCCACAGUUUUUAAGGUGAGCUUUGAGCCCAUCUUUAAAUCUCUUUUCCUGUCCACCAACAUUACGUUUCCCAUUCUUGAGUUGGGAGUAUAGUAACUGCUUUGGGAGACGGUGAUCGGGCAUUCGGACAACGUGGCCAGUCCAGUGAAGUUGAUGGUGUAGUAGCAUUGCUUCAAUGCUGGUGGUCUUUGCUCCUUCCAGCACGCUGACAUUUGUCUGCCUAUCUUCCCAAGAGAUUUCCAAGAGGCUCAAUGCGGAUGCAAAAGUUAAUACAAUCAAGGCCUCCAAUGUUUUCUCAAGAUUGUAAGGCAGUUUCCUGAUCUAGACACUCCUACAUAUUGUUAAAGAAGGCCUAUAGAUAUUAUCAAGGUAGAAGAGGCGUUCUAAUGUACCAUAAACAAGAGUUAUUAACACAGAUAGGGUGGGAUAUUUUGUAUUUGGCAUCAAGCCAUGACCCUUUGCAAGAUCUUGAACAAAUAACUUUUUAAACGCAGCUUCCAGAAUCUUCCAGCCAGCAUGACAACUGAAUGAUUCUGGGAUUUAUAGUUCACAAUGUAACUUUUCCAGGUUCUACCCUCAGCUCACUUAGUUAGACACCCGCAGCAUCCGAGUUUGAUUCUUCUCUGUAAUUAUGCUGAGGACGAGAGUAACUUAGCAUCUCUUUCUCUUCUGACUCUGUCCCACUUCUCAUUCAUUUCUUGUGUUCCGUUCUUCUAUCUUUCCUCCCUCUACUUUCUUUUUUAAGUUUUUUACCCGCUACUCACCCUCUCUAUUGAGCAUCCCACUCACCCAUCCUUUUCUCUGGCCCUUCCCACAAUCCCUGCUCCUCUGCUCUCAAUCUACAAUCUGUGGCCUCCAAACAGACCUGUUUCUCAUACCAGCCAAAGCUUCCCCCCAUCUGCCCCACACUCCCUCCCCGUCUACCCCAGUGGCACUCUGACUAUAUAUUACUCAGUGUCUGUGUAUCUGAUCGUGCCGUAAUUGUGCGUUUCGGUUUGUCCGGCUCUUUGCCCCGGUCGAUAUCGUGUAAUUUUUUCUUCCAUCUUUAAAUGACAAAAAUACCAACGACAGCAGCAACAGCAAAAUGACAGGAAAAAAUAUGCAUUACUCCCCCCCAAGUCUGCCCCCCUCACCCCAAAGGUAUAGAGAAAAAAAUGGAUAAAAACCAAAUAAAAAGAGAAAGAAAAUGUAUUUCAAAAACAAA
Molecule: messenger RNA, 4698 nt
Organism: Anolis carolinensis (green anole)
Lineage: Eukaryota; Metazoa; Chordata; Lepidosauria; Squamata; Anolidae
Gene: syp
Product: synaptophysin
Exons: 7
Coding region: 129-1025 (298 amino acids)
Biological process (GO): regulation of neuronal synaptic plasticity
Cellular component (GO): synaptic vesicle; presynaptic active zone; synaptic vesicle membrane
Source: RefSeq, a predicted model, not a curated record